AGUCCACGCUCGUUUGUUGACAUUUAUUUAAAAACCAAGUUUAUGCUUCAUUAGUGGAUAUACAACUACUGUAACCAUGUCGAGACUCAUCGUCAAAAACCUUCCUAACGGGAUGAAGGAGGAGAGGUUCAGGUCGAUGUUUGCAGCCUUUGGCACCGUGACAGACUGCUCUCUGAAGUUUACCAAGGACGGCAAGUUCCGCAAGUUCGGCUUUGUGGGUUUCAAAGCGGAGGAGGACGCGACCAGAGCUCUGAAACAUUUAAACAAGAGCUUCGUGGACACAUCCAGAGUCACGGUGGAGAUGUGUAAAGCGUUUGGAGACCCCACUAAAGCAAAAGCCUGGAGUAAACACACUCAGAGCUCAGGCCAGGACAAAGCCUCCGCUCCUGCUGACACUCACAGCAAAGAGAAAAAGAAGAAACAGAAAAAGGAACUAAACAGCGGACUUGGAAAUCUGGAAGAGGACCAGGGCUUCAAGGAGUUUCUGUCAGUACAUCAGAAUCGAAGCCAAGUACCAACCUGGGCAAAUGACACUGCGCAGCAAGCGGCUGAUCCUGACAGUGGACAGACAAAAACUCAGAGCAAGAAGAAGCUUGCUUCAGAUGAUUACCUCAACUUUGAUUCAGACCAGUCCGAGGAUGAAGACGAGGAGGAAGAAAAUGAUGAAGAUCAAGAUGAAGGUGCCACUAAGGAAGCACUGAAGUCUGGCUUGUCAGAUAUGGAUUACCUGCGCUCAAAGGUGGCACAGACAAACGACACCAUGGUAGAGAGUGGGGAGGAGGAGGAGGAUGAUGGUGAAGGGGGUGAUGAUGAUGAUGAUGAUGAUGAGGACAAUGGUCCUGUGCAGCACACAGACAGCGCCUAUGAGAGUGGUGACAGAGAAAACAGCUCAAAGACGAAAAAUUCAGUUUCCUCUGAGGAUAACAAGCAGAGCAAAGCCAAGAAAACUGCCACGCAGGAGAUGGAGCCGACGACAGACUUCACAGUGAAGCUGAGAGGAGCCCCCUUCAAUGUUAAAGAGCAACAAAUUAAAGAGUUCAUGACCCCAUUGAGGCCCGCAGCAAUCAGGAUCGGAAAGAACGAAAGUGGAAAUAGAACAGGUUAUGUAUAUGUGGACUUGCGCUCUGAAGAGGAGGUGGAAAAGGCCCUGAAGAAGAACAAAGACUACAUAGGGGGGCGUUACAUUGAAGUCUUCCGUGUGGAUGUCUCUGGGGGUAAGGGCAAGAGGGACAGAAAGGACAAAGAAAUUGACAGAAACUUCACCAGGAAGCUCAAGGAGGACGAAGAGGAGGAAGAUAUUGCAGAGUCAGGUCGACUCUUCAUCAGAAACCUUCCUUACACCUGUUCCGAGGAAGAGAUCAAAGAGCUGUUUGCUAAACACGGUCCUUUAUCUGAGGUGCUCUUCCCUAUUGACAAUCUCACAAAGAAACCUAAAGGAUUCGCUUUUGUAACCUACAUGAUACCAGAGAAUGCUGUGACAGCUCUCGCUCAGUUGGACGGACAUAUAUUUCAGGGCAGAAUGCUUCACCUGCUUCCCUCCACCGUGAAGAAGGAAAAGACUGACUCCGCAGAUGCUGGUGGUCCUGGCUCUUCAUCUUACAAACGACAAAAAGAUGCCAAGAAUAAAGCUUCGAGCUCCAGUUCACACAACUGGAACACCCUGUUUCUUGGCACAAGUGCAGUGGCAGAUGCCAUUGCUGAAAAAUACAAUACCACUAAAAGCCAAGUUCUGGACCAUGAGUCCAAGGGAAGUGUUGCGGUGAGGAUGGCUCUGGGAGAGACGCAAAUCGUCCAAGAGACUCGACAGUUCCUAUUGGACAACGGAGUCUCUCUGGAUUCCUUUAGUCAGGCAGCAGCAGAGAGGAGUACAACUGUGAUCCUGGUGAAAAACCUUCCAGCUGGAGUGACGGUGUCGGAGCUGGAGGAGCUCUUCUCACCUCAUGGCUCUUUGGGUCGAGUGUUGCUGCCACCUUCAGGACUCACCGCCAUCAUCGAGUUCCUGGAGUCAACUGAAGCAAAACGAGCCUUCACAAGGCUGGCCUACAGCAAGUUCCAUCAUGUCCCGCUGUAUUUGGAGUGGGCACCUGUUGGGGUUUUUAUGGCAGCCAAACCAGAACCAGUGGACAAAGAGGAGGCAGCGAAAGAACAGAAGAAGGAGGAAGAGGAAGAAGAUGAGGAGGAGGAAGAGGAGGAAUCCGCUCCAGGUUCCACACUUUUCAUUAAGAAUCUUAAUUUCAGCACAACAGAGGAGAAACUACAGGAGACAUUCUCCAAAUGUGGCAAGAUCAAAUCCUGCACCAUCUCCAAGAAGAAAGAUAAAACAGGAAAGAUGUUGUCCAUGGGCUACGGUUUUGUCCAAUAUCAGACGCCAGAGGCAGCACAGAAGGCUCUGAGGCAGCUACAGCACUGUACUGUGGAUGAUCACAACUUAGAGCUGAAGAUUUCUGAGAGAGCCACAAGGACUACUGAGGCGUCACGCAAGAAGAAGCAAGUUGAGAAGAAGCAGACAGGAUCUAAGAUCCUUGUGCGCAAUGUUCCCUUCCAAGCCAGUGUCAGGGAAAUUCGAGAACUCUUCUGUACAUUCGGAGAGCUGAAAACAGUCCGCCUUCCAAAAAAAGCAGCUGGUUCAGGGAAUCAUAGAGGCUUUGGCUUUGUUGAUUUCCUCACCAAACAGGAUGCUAAGAAAGCCUUUGCUGCACUGUGCCACAGCACCCAUUUGUACGGGAGACGUCUUGUGCUGGAGUGGGCUGAUGCUGAGGAAACAGUGGAGACACUGAGGCGGAAAACAGCCGAACAUUUUCAUGUUGCCUCCAAAAAGCAGCGGAAGGCAGAGGUUUUGGAGGGAAUUAUGGAAAAGAUGGAAACUGAUGGGGGCGUGGAAGACUGAGGUCCCUCAACGCUCCUGUUGCUGUGAAGGCCUUGAUACAAUCCUGACCGCUCCCAUGAUUUUCCAUGUGAAUAGGACUGAGAAGAAAAUAUGGACCUGACCCAGAUGUGCAGAUGGAGCAAAUUAUGAUAAAUUUAUCACCUGAUUGGAGUUGUGUGAAAAACUUUGAAAACUUCUGUAUUCUUUACAUACAAGUUUUGUAUAGAAUGAUCAACCUCAACAUGAUGGGACUGAUAUCAGUUUUUAUAUAAAAUUUUAUUUCAUGAUAUAAAAGCUGUUAGCGUCACUUUAUGUCACACAUUGCGUCUG
Molecule: messenger RNA, 3196 nt
Organism: Seriola dumerili (greater amberjack)
Lineage: Eukaryota; Metazoa; Chordata; Actinopteri; Carangiformes; Carangidae
Gene: rbm19
Product: RNA binding motif protein 19
Exons: 24
Coding region: 77-2887 (936 amino acids)
Molecular function (GO): RNA binding
Source: RefSeq, a predicted model, not a curated record